ACCAUUCUGAGCAUGUUGAAUCCAAUCUGUAGAACCUAUAAGACAAAAAUUGAUGUAAACCGAAAGUAAAGGUUUUUCCCUAGAAUCAUUAUAACCUCAGAUGGGUAUGUUUUACUGCCCAGAGGACAUCCCAAGUUGGAAUCUGGCGUCACAAAGAUUACAAUGUGUAGAACCUAACUACUAUCACUGUCUGACAAAUGAAAAUGACGACGCAACAGAGCAGUGCCUCAGCAGAGUCUGGAUUCAAAAAGAUAUGUGCCCAGAGUAUAACUCAGAGGCCGGUAGGAUCGAUGCUACAGCAUGUCUGCUUGAUGGCUGUCCUAACAGUACAUUCUGGUCUAAUGAAGUAUACAAAUUUUCCGUGUGCCUGGAUAGGACUAGAAUAGCAAGCACACUCAGUUUUCAGCACAUGACGACUACAGAAGCCGACCCUCAGGACUCUAUCAAUCUCAUAGUUAUUAUUGUUGUCAUCGCCUGCAUGGUACUUCUAAUAUCCACUGUCUCUGUUGUGAUAUGUAUUGUGUUGAAAAGAAGAAAACAAACAGAUAACAAUCUAAACACAGAAGAAGAUAUUGCACUCAAUGACUCAGAUAAGAGAGGUUUGAGAAAUAAGGAUGAAAAUGAGAAAUAUUUCAACAUCAGGGAAAACCAUCAUGCACUGACUCCAAAAACACGAGGAAAUGUUAAAAUAUCUCAUGAAGAUGAGGAUACACGACUCAUUAGCGAUACAGACGAAAGAGAGAACUACACAAAUAUCAAUUUUGAUAUUUCACGUGUGUGGGUGAUUGUCACUAAAGACACGAUUCAAACUGCAAAAUUACUACAGCCAAUAAUCCAAAGGUAUGGCGUCUCUAAGCUUGCCUACAUUAACAAUACACCAGGGAGUUGGAAAGCCGAAUUAAAUCAAAAAGACAUCAUGAUAUUCCGCUCCGGUUACUUUUCAGCUGGAGAACAAAUCACAAAAGAUUUUGAUGAACUUUUUGAUCAUUUAAAAAUUCAUACGGAACUCUGUAUAGUGUUUGAAAUUACUAAACAAAAUUGGCAAAGUCUGAGAAAAGAUAUGAAAUUGAUCCGAAGUGCUAAGGUGAUUCAGAUUUCAGAAUGAACGAAAGAGGUAAUAUUACCCAACGUUUGACUAUACACAGUCAGAUGUAGGACCGGUCGGUUAGAGAAAUGAAUACAGAUUUUAUUUUUACUGAGCCUUACAUUUAGGACGACUUGAGCUGAACUCUGAUAUAUUGAAACAAAUUCAGUGAUAUCAAGUG
Saccostrea cuccullata (small rock oyster) is the source of this 1265-nucleotide messenger RNA. RefSeq lists its product as uncharacterized. The transcript has 8 exons. Lineage: Eukaryota; Metazoa; Mollusca; Bivalvia; Ostreida; Ostreidae. The coding region runs from base 101 to 1105 and encodes 334 amino acids. The record is from RefSeq and is a predicted model, not a curated record.